This is a messenger RNA of Xenopus laevis (African clawed frog), 1938 nucleotides long. RefSeq names its product exoribonuclease 1 L homeolog (gene eri1.L). The transcript has 7 exons. Gene Ontology annotation, molecular function: 3'-5'-RNA exonuclease activity; nucleic acid binding; exoribonuclease II activity. The record is from RefSeq and is marked provisional. Gene Ontology annotation, biological process: rRNA processing. Gene Ontology annotation, cellular component: cytoplasm; nucleolus. Bases 659 to 1705 code for a protein of 348 amino acids. NCBI's taxonomy places the organism in Eukaryota, Metazoa, Chordata, Amphibia, Anura, Pipidae.
UCUGCUUAGUCUUGGGCCCUCCGAGUUACCACACAACAGUAUUAUGUGUAAACAGCCUCCAAUAACCCCCUAAUAUUAAGGACACACACCUUACAGAGACCAGCAAGUAUGUAACAGGUUCGCAGCCGCAAGGGAAGACUGAAUAAAAUCCUGCCCCAAAGAGAAAUCCUAAGGCUAGUCAGCGUAAACAACUACUAAGUUGAGCACUGUAGUAGCGUACGACUCCAGCCAAUCCCCGCGUGACCACCAUUUGACGAAGGCGCCGAAUACGCGCCGAAGGUCACGUGACGGAGACGUUCGUGACGUCACCCACGGCGUCUUAUCUACUGGGAAGUAGCAGCUACCAGCGGGACUGCUGUUGAGAAUUAGCGAAGAAUGCGCGUUUUGGAAUAGUGUUUGGAUCCGGGUUUGCGAGUGCAUAGUGUCCGGUGUCGCAAAUUGCAUCAGUCUAGAAGUAUAGCCCACGUUAUUAGAAGUGUAUCGUGUAUGGUAUAGUUACUGGGAAGGGAACUGAGCGUUCCGUAUUUGCAGGUGCAAUGGUUGUGUAAUGACAAGUGUAGUGUUGUGCGCUAAACCGAGCAAAGCUCAUCAGGUCCAUAAGAAGUGGAAUAGCGGAGUCUCACUGGGAAAAGAACCGGAGGAGAUAUUCUUACAGGAGAUGGAGGAGCAGAAAGAAAAUCGGCCGCUCGAUACAGAGGAUUCGGUGGUUGAGGAGGAUUUGUGCAAAAAGCUUUCAAGAAACUUGGAUCUCGUUGGUGUCAAGCAGAGGUGUCGAUUUGAUGGUCAGGAGGACAAUGGAACUUCUACAGUAUCCUCAAAUACUAGUGAUUUCAGUGAUCCAGUUUAUAAAGAAAUUGCCAUUGCUAAUGGUUGUGUCAAUAGAAUGACAAAGGAUGAGCUGAAGGCGAAGCUUGUAGAGCACAAACUUGACACUAGAGGUGUUAAAGAUGUGCUGAGAAAGAGACUGAAGAACUACUACAAGAAGCAGAAAUUGACACAUGCAUUGCAUAAGGACUCAAACACAGACUGCUAUUAUGACUACAUCUGUGUCAUUGACUUUGAAGCAACCUGUGAAGCGGGUAACUCUCUAGACUACCCCCAUGAAAUAAUAGAGUUCCCUAUCGUCUUACUCAAUACACAUACACUGGAAAUAGAGGAUGUUUUUCAGUGCUAUGUGAGACCAGAAAUCAAUCCUCAACUUUCUGAAUUUUGUGUCAACCUUACAGGUAUAACUCAGGAUACUGUUGACAAAUCAGACACAUUUCCAAAUGUUCUUCGUAGUGUUGUGGAAUGGAUGCGUGAAAAGGAGCUUGGUUCAAAGUACAAAUAUGCAAUACUGACUGAUGGGUCCUGGGAUAUGAGCAAAUUUUUAAACAUGCAGUGCCGCAUUAGUCGCCUUAAAUACCCUCGAUUUGCAAAGAAGUGGAUCAACAUUCGCAAGUCUUAUGGGAAUUUCUACAAGGUACCACGGACUCAGACAAAGCUAACCACCAUGCUGGAAAAAUUGGGCAUGACCUAUAAUGGACGUCUGCACAGUGGCCUUGAUGAUUCUAAGAACAUUGCUCGCAUAGCUGCUCACAUGCUUCAAGAUGGUUGCGAGCUUCGUGUGAAUGAGAGGAUGCAUGCAGGGCAGUUAAUGACUGUGUCCAGCUCUUUGCCAUUCGAAGGGGCUCCAGUUCCCCAAAAUCCACAUUUGAAAAAUUAGUAUUUUAAAUCACUGUAAAUACAUUGUUUUGAAGAGUUUUAGGAGCACCUUAAAAUAUCUUUUUAGAUCUGUUAUUGUAUCUGGAGCAAAAUAAUAAAACUUUAUCUUCAGCAGAAUGGUUUAAAAUGUUUGCUGUAGCACUUUAACAUUUGACAAAGCAAAGUUAUUGCUUUUUUUAAAAAAAGUGAACUUUUUUUUAUUGGUUUAAUCAAUAAAUAAACUGAAAAUACCAA